This is a messenger RNA of Harpegnathos saltator (Jerdon's jumping ant), 1617 nucleotides long. Its product is annotated as piggyBac transposable element-derived protein 4. The coding region runs from base 1 to 1617 and encodes 538 amino acids. Lineage: Eukaryota; Metazoa; Arthropoda; Insecta; Hymenoptera; Formicidae. The record is from RefSeq and is a predicted model, not a curated record. The transcript has a single exon.
AUGGAUGUUCACAUGAUGUAUGUCGAUCCAAAUGAUAAUUCGGAAGAUGACGAAGUUAUCGACCAAGUGAGCGAUGGCGAAGUCGAUCAUGAGUCAAUUGACGAAAGAGACGACUACAGUAUAGAAUCCGGCGAGACUGCUGAUGAAGAAGAAGAUUCGCCAGCCAACAACACAUUUGCAUCGCGAGACGGUACAUUGCAGUGGAGUGCAAAUCCGCCGGCCACUCGAUCGAAACAUCGUGUCGAAACAAUUUUGCGAUUGAAGCCUGGUGCAACAACAUAUGCCAGCAGUCGUGUAACUGACGAUCCGGUUAUAGCGUUUCGAUUGUUUAUGACUGCUAACAUUAUGCGAAUCAUUGUUGAUUAUACAAACAAAGAAGGGAGAAAAGUAUACAAAGACGAAUGGAUCGAUAUCGACGACAUUACGCUCGAUGCUUACUUUGGUAUUUUGAUAUUGGCUGGAGUCUACAAUGCAUAUUGCCAGAGCACCGACGAACUGUUUGCAUCGACCAAUCGAGCGGAAUAUCGUGCUAUUUUCAGCAAGCAAAAGUUUCAAAACAUAACAAGAGUUUUGCGAUUCGAUACUCGUGACGAUCGUAAUCAUCGCGACAAACUUUCGCCGAUUCGCGAGGUUUACACACUCUGGAAUUCUGCUUUGCAUCGAAAUUAUAAUCCGCAUCAAAACGUUACAAUUGACGAACAGCUUAUCAAAUUCAAAGGCCACUGCCCAUUUCGUCAAUAUAUUCCCAACAAACCGGAAAAAUAUGGAAUAAAAAUGUUUGUAUUAUGCGACAGCGAAAUAAAAUAUUGCUGCAACACUGAUAUUUAUACUGGGCGAGCACCGAAUGAGCAACGAGAAGUGAAUCAAGGAAAACGAGUGGUUUUGCAGCUAAUUUCAUGUUUAUCGAGUGGCCACAAUAUAACUUGUGACAAUUUUUUCACGAGCUAUGAGUUGGCAGUGGAUCUUUUGAGAAAUCAUAAAAUGACGAUGGUCGACACCGUUCGCAAAAAUAAAAUAUUCUUGCCAUACCAUAUUGUCAAUGUCAAGCAUCGUAUGGUGGAGACGUCUCUGUUUGCGUUCGCUGAAAAUCCAGAUGUGACCAUCACAUCGUAUGUGCCGAAGAAAAAUCGUUGCGUUGUUCUUAUGAGCACCAAGCACCAUGACACAACUUGUAUUGCAGAGAAGAAAAACAAGCUCGAAAUUAUUCAAUUUUACAACGAUACAAAGGCUGGUGUUGAUCUUUUAGAUCAAAUGAUCGGCUCUUACACGUGCAAACGUAAAACCAACCGUUGGCCGAUGGCAGUCUUGAGCGCUAUUAUCGUUUUAUACAAAGAAUGCAACGCAAAUUGGGUACAUGCCGGUAAGAAAUACAAGCGUCGUGAGUUCCUGAAAGAUUUGGGUAUGAAAUUGGUGGAACCAGAGAUCAUGCGUCGGAAGAAAAUGCCAAGGUGUGAAAAUCCUGCCAAUUUGAUAAAAGAUAUAUGUAAAUGGACGCUGGGUGAGCCGUCCAUAUCCGCUUCAGACAACAUUUCGGCUCCAAAACGUAAAAGAUGCUAUAUGUGCAAAAAUGACAACAAACAUGCAGAGAGUUGCACAAUCUGCAAGAAAACGAUUUAA